This is a messenger RNA of Penicillium maclennaniae, 1437 nucleotides long. RefSeq names its product protein gprM (gene gprM). The coding region runs from base 1 to 1437 and encodes 478 amino acids. Lineage: Eukaryota; Fungi; Ascomycota; Eurotiomycetes; Eurotiales; Aspergillaceae. The record is from RefSeq and is a predicted model, not a curated record. The transcript has 2 exons.
AUGACAUCUGCCGAACCCUUGUGUCGGUCUCCUUUCUACCUGGAGUCACUAUUUCCGGCCACUGGAGGGUUUAUUGAAGGCCGUUACUGCGAAACCUUCGGAAAUAUCUCAUGCUGCCUGCCAUGUCCUCUCGCCGACUGGAGAUAUGGCGAUAAUACCGCCCAAAAGGCCGCUGUCGCAGGUUGGAUCAGUGUCGCCAUCUUACCUCUCUGUGUCUUCCUCCUCAUUUCAUACGCCGUGCUUGCUCCCCAAAUGGACCAAUCGUCACUAUUUGAGUAUUUGCUUUACUCUGGGUAUCUGCUGCAUGGAGACCAAUGCUAUAACGCUAUUACACCUAAUGAUAUGUACACGGACCUCUCGUGCGCUUUCUCCGGCGCACUUCUGCUCUUCGGCGGCUGGAUGGUCGUCAUCUGGAGUUUUCUUCGCACAAUUGCAUUCCACCUACAGGUAUGCUGGGAAGUUGUCCUUGGACCCAAAUUCAUGUGGGGAGCCUUCCUCUGCGGCUUUGGGGUCCCAGCCAUCGGAAUCACGGUCAUGCUCAUCAUCACCGGCGUCUCCUUCCGAUUCGGUCAGAUCUGUCAUAUCAACAUUAAACAUGGUGAGCAGGACUACUGGUACCCCAUCAUGGCGUUCGCUGCAGCCGCACUCGUCAUGCAAUUAGCAACCAUGGCCUACUGUAUCCAUAUUUACCUCCGCUCGCUUUUCGACAAAUCAGGCUCGACUACUGAGAAUAGCUCCGGUCUCCCAACAUACACGUCCAGCAUCCGCACCCAGACCGCUCGCCAGGCCUAUCGCCGGGUCAAACGUGUACUGCAGCUGCAGUGGCGUGGAGUCGCCCUCGUGGUCAUCAUCAUCGCCAACGUCAUUUUCUUUGCCGUGGUGUUUAUCGACCUGGACCGUGAAAUUGCGCCUACGGUCGCCAACAUGGAACGUGCGGAACCCUGGCUAGGAUGUCUCCUGAUGGGUGGGACCAAAAAAGAGUGCAUGAAGUACGCAUCGGAGCUAGGCCCCAACGAGGCCACGAUUCUCGCCAUGAUCUACCUAUUAUCUUUAGUCGGAAUCUGGAACUUUGUUCUAUUCGCCCGGCCAUCCAUGUUCGCCGGCUGGCUCGAUCUGUGGCGGCGCGGCUUCAAAAGUCGGCACGAGUAUGUCUCAGCCGAUGCGAGCAAUCGUCAUGUCGAUAACAAGGGUUUCGAGAUGCUCACGACGAACUCGGUCAAGACCCCCGACCCAUACAUGCGAUCCCCUAGCCCCACUCAGAUGAUGGGACAGGGCCGGACCUCGAUGACCAGUCCCAGCCCAACAUUUGACCAAACUGUUCAUUUCGGGCAGGAGGCCCGCUACGUGCGCCCCUCGAUGAGUUUCAGCGGCCCGCGACCACCCAGUGCCUCAGGUUGGGAUCCGUCGUCGACCUUUGCUCACGGUCAUGUGCGAUAA